Osmerus eperlanus (European smelt) is the source of this 4787-nucleotide messenger RNA. RefSeq names its product thyroid hormone receptor associated protein 3b (gene thrap3b). Bases 801 to 3605 code for a protein of 934 amino acids. Gene Ontology annotation, biological process: positive regulation of transcription by RNA polymerase II. Gene Ontology annotation, cellular component: mediator complex. Gene Ontology annotation, molecular function: transcription coregulator activity; DNA binding. The record is from RefSeq and is a predicted model, not a curated record. The transcript is spliced from 12 exons. NCBI's taxonomy places the organism in Eukaryota, Metazoa, Chordata, Actinopteri, Osmeriformes, Osmeridae.
CCCCAGUAAACGGUGUGUUGUAGGUUGUUCUGCCGACCAACAAAGUGGUGGUUAUGAGCUCAUUGAAAAGCUUAGAAAAUGAAACUUCACUCUGGGAAUGACCUGUUGACCUGGUAAAGUUGUAGUAAGCCUACGCAGUGUGCAUUCCAGUGAUGAGGACGAUGGUGAUGAGGAUCGUAUCUCCAUCUGUCACAAACUGUGUCAAUAGCAGGCUUUAGUAAUUAAUGGUCGGCUUACUGUGAACCCUGCAAACGUUAAAAAAAAAAUAUAUAUUUAUAUAUGUUAUUUUUGGUAUGUGUCUUUAACCAAGUUGACGACGAAAGAGAUACACAGGGAAAUACAGGAAGGAAAUGUGAACCUCCCUUUGCUGCGUAGUCAGAAGCUCCUCAGUGGCGACACUCGCACAACCAAAUCUAGACUCAGCAAGGCGCUAUUUAGUAGCCUAGCUAGCCAGCGUGAAUAUCGUGAACAGGUACAAUAUCAACAAACAAAAAAUAUGUAUACAUCUUACAUAUGUACCGGUAGUUUGCUUAGACAUCAGACAUUAUCCAACGUUAUAUUUCAUUCGGUCAGACACUGAAGACGGUUUGCUUCGUCGAGGAGUACCGAAGGUUUUCUUGCCAUAGCAACCAUCUUGCAGAGGAGCUUAGCUUCUCAGUUAGCUGCUAGUACAGUAGCUACUGGUAGUUUACUAAAGCGGUAACCAGUCAGGAAGUUAGUUGUCUACGUGAGACCAGUGCCUGGUAAAGCCGUGUUCCUCGGAGAACCUUGAGAAUCUUGAGAACCUUAAGAUCUCCGAGAUGUCGAAGGCUCCGGGUUCCCCUCCGCGCUCACGCUCUCGCUCCUACUCUCGCUCCAGGACUCGCUCACGCUCUCGCUCCCGGAAACACCGCUACAGUUCCAGGUCUCGCUCUCGCUCCCGGUCCCACUCCCCCUCCCACGGCAGGAACUACCCCACCAGGGACUACCAGAACAACCGCGGCUUCCGGGGCUACAACCGUGGCUUCCGCCGGCCGUACUACUACCGCGGACGCACGCGUGGAUACUACCCCCGGGGGCGCUACCAGCGAGGGGGCGGAAACUACGGCUACAGAGCCAACAACUGGCAGGGGGGGGGUAACUGGCACCACCACGACCAGGAUCACCACCCUCACAGCCCCAGGAGGGGGCGCUCUCGCUCCCGCACGCCCAGGAAGCGCUCUGCCAGCCGCAGCCGCUCCCGCUACUCUGACCGCUCCUCCUCCGGACGCUCCCGCCGCUCCCGCCACAGCAGCUACUCCUCCCGCUCCUCCUCCCCCGCGCGCCGCUCCCGCGCCGGGAAACACGCCUCCAAGGAGGCCAAGGACAAGUUCCCCGAGGCCCCGGGAGAGGGGCCGGGGGCCGGGGGGCCGGGGGCCGGGGGGCCGGGCGGGGACGCCAGCCACCAGGAGAAACCGUCCGGAGGGAAGUGGAAGGGUGUGAGGGAGUACGACGCCAGCCCCAAACACGCAGGAUCCCAGAGCCGGCCGGCUGCUGGAGACAAGCAGGUGCCGCCAGAGGGCUCCAACAGCGGGGGGGCUAACAGCAAGGGGGCUAACAGCGGGGGGGCUAACAGCGGGGGGGCUAACAGCAAGGGGGCUAACAGCGGGGGGGCUCUGUGGAGGACAGUCAGCAGCCCCCCUCCCUCUAAGAGCCCCCCUCAAACGGGCACCGCCGCCUUCGGAGGGUUUGGGUUCUUCUCUAAGGACGAUGCCAAGCCUGCUGGAGAUAAGACGGCCAUUUCAUCUGCUUUUAAAAAGUUCCUGGCAGAGAGUCAGGGCAAGAAGCAGGUGUGUGAGCGGGAGGCAGGGGAGGACGGGGAGCACAGCUCGUCUGACGAGCAGGAGGCAGAGACCGGCCCGCCCGCCGCCCUCUACAGCAGUCUGGCAGCGCUGCCAGACCCCAAGGAGGACAGCAGCCUGCCUUUCUUUGACGUGGAGGAGGAGCAGUUCCUCCGGUCCCAGGGCCUGAAGGACAGGGAGGCGGAGAGCGACCCGACCAAGCCCAAAGCCCCGCUGACAGCCAGAGACAUCUUCGGGAAGUGGGAGGACGAGGGGCCGUACUACAAGGAGAAGAGCCGGAGGGAGGUGGAGGAGGUGGAGGAAGACCUGGAGCACAUGGAGAACGAGCUGUACCGGAGCCGCAAGCUGUCCAAGAAGGAGGAGAAGGCCAAGAAAAAGGAGAAGAAGGAGAAGGAGAAGAGGAGUCCCACGCUGUCCCCGGUGGUUCCUCGAGGUGUGGACAGCAGGGAGAGGGACAAGCCUCUGUUCCCCAGCGCCCGCGAGGAGUCCCCUGCCAGACGGCCCUCUGGGAAGAGGGAGGACUUUGAACUGAAAGUAAACUCCUUCGAUGAAAUGCCCAGUUUUUCAGGUGUGUUGAAGGAUGGCCGCGUGCCCCGGGACCUGCUUCCCUCUAAGAGAGACCAGGAGUUCCGCUCCAUCUUCGAGCACCUUCAGCAGGCGCAGCUGCGCCGCAGCCCAUCAGAGCUGUUCGCUCAGCACAUCGUCACCAUCGUGCACUACAUCAAAGCUCAACACUUCCGCUCGUCAGGCAUGACGCUGAGCGAGCGCUUUGCCAUGUACCAAAGAAAGGCUGCAGAGACGGAAAUGAUGAAGCCAAGAAGGAGCCCAGAGAUCCACAGGAGGAUUGAUGUCUCCCCCAGUGCCUUUAAGAGGCACUCUCAGCUGUUUGAGGAGAUGGAGGAGACCAGCUACAAGGACCCUGCUGUGUCUCUGCAGGAUCAAAGUAAGAAACCCAAAGGAGAUGUAAUGGACCUGCGCCUGGAUAUUGAGCGCCGUAAAAGGUUCUCAGCCAAGGAAUACAAGCAGGAGGGAGACAAGGGCUCCGGGGGGUCUCACGGGCCCAGCCCUGAGAAGUCCUCCGACAAGGCAGCCAAGCACCACAAGAAGUCCAAGAAGAGCAAGAAGAGACGAGAGCGCUCUCCCUCUUCCUCCUCCUCCUCCUCCCCCUCUCCACCCUUCAGGGGGAAGUCCUUCAUGGCGGAGGGGAUGGAGCACAUGGAAGGGUUCAGCAAGCAUCGCUUCAGUCCACGGGACUACCCUGGGCCCUCAGGGCCACUGGAGCGGGGGCCGGGGCCCAGGGGGCCGGGGGACAGGGGGCCGGGGGACAGGGGGCCGGGGGACAGGGGGCCGGGGGACAGGGGGCCCAUGGACAGGAGCCCCAGGGACUAUGAAAUGGACAGGGGACGAGGACGUGGCUUUUUCCCCAGGGUGAGGGGUAGGGGCUGGAGCAGGGGCGGUUACCCUGGAAACAACAGCAGCAACGGUCAGGCCCCCCCCGCCAGCGCCCCUGUCAGGCCCCCUGAGGAGGAGUGGGACCCAGAGUACACGCCCAAGAGCAGGAAGUACUACUUUCAUGAUGACCGUGAGGGGGAGAAGUCGUGGCUGGAGGGUCGGGGGCGUGGCCGGGGGGCCUUCCCCCGCAGCAGGGGGCGCUUCGUCUACAGGAAGGGAGGCAGCAGCCCCAAGUGGACCCACGACCUGUACCAGGCCCCCGAGGCCGGGGCCGGGGAGGAGGACGGCCCUGAGGCCCAGCUCAAGCCCCAAGACUCCGACUCCAAACUGUAGCUCCUCGGCCCGGACAGAGGCAGGUGAGGCUGUCUGGUAGAGUAGGCCGGAGGCCCAGCAUCAGAAUGUUGUGUGUCCCCCACAAGACAAGUGUGGUAAGGAUUUGCAUAAAUAAAUCAUAUCAAUUUUUGAGCCGAUUUCACAGUAUGGGUCGUACAAGAACUGACUCAUUGAAUUGAGUUAAAAGCAAAACGUUUGAUGUUUUUAUGUUAAUUACCAGUCUUAGUUCCUGGGUGUGUUUUUUUUUUUAAAUGUAAAGACACAGUUUGUUAGCCAUACUGGACUUGAUGUUUUUCGAGUUGGUCUUCAAAGGGCCUGGUUGGGGAUUACUAUAUUCAGUUUAAGGACAGCUUCCUUCAUCUCCCGUAAGAGUCUCACGCUUUUGUGCCUUAGAAUCCAUCGUUGUUGUCUCUGCUCCAUGGCCACGUUUCACUAGACAGGAUGUUUUACUCUGCUCACUUCUGUGGUGUUGCAUGACCUGUGACCCCAGCCUACCCCCAGGGACAGUCACACCCCUCCCAGGCUCUGAGUCGCUGCUCUGUGUGCUUCUACAUGUUCUAAAGGUCCUCACACAUCCAAACAUUGUUUUACCACUAACACUGUAUUUCUUAUCAAGAUCAUCGAUGUUUAACUGUGUGUGUAGGACGUUCUCGUCCAGAUAGUUGAUGUCUUUUCUUUCUUUCUUUUUUUUUUACACAUCAACAAAUGCAAACAAAAAUAUAUGUGUUUGUGCCUCCUGUCAAAUUAUUUUAAGAAUAUUUCAUUUAGAUUUAAAAGCGAGAAAUAAUUCCAGCGGGACAUAAUUAAGACAUGUAAAAACUAAAUUAUUGCCGUCUUUGCAUCUUGGGAGUUGAAAUGUUUCAAAAUAAAAGGAUAUUGUCGAUUGAGUUUAUCUGUAAUAUUCCAGACUGUACCUGAAGUUGAAUCUGCUGUUUAAAUAAAGGACUCCUGGUAAGAGUCUCAAGUCAGUCUAGUGUGGAUGAUGGAGACAGACUGACCAGCAGGGGGCGGUGAUGUUGUGCAGCAGACUGACCAGCAGGGGGCGGUGAUGUUGUGCAGCAGACUGACCAGCAGGGGGCGACUGACGUCUCAUUUGCUCAGCAGGAUCAGACUUUUUCUUCUUCUGUUCUUUAAGAGGUGAAACAUGUUCUCUUUAAUUUUCAAUAAAUCUUAUCCAAUUUA